Hirsutella rhossiliensis is the source of this 873-nucleotide messenger RNA. Its product is annotated as cytokine inducing-glycoprotein. The record is from RefSeq and is a predicted model, not a curated record. NCBI's taxonomy places the organism in Eukaryota, Fungi, Ascomycota, Sordariomycetes, Hypocreales, Ophiocordycipitaceae. Bases 1 to 873 code for a protein of 290 amino acids. The transcript is spliced from 3 exons.
AUGCACUCCGUCAGGAACAUAUGGGUCAUUGGCCUGGGUAUGGCCGCCGCCGCCGCUGCCCAGCAUCAGCCCAAAACCAACAAAUCGCCCGAAAACCCGUCAACAUCCAGCGCAACGGAUGAUCAUAUGGGCCCUGCGGCCUUUAUGUGGCCACCUGAUAGAGUCUGGUCUGGCGACAUGGACAACCAGGCCCCUUGUGGCUCCCGCGCUGCAGCAGGCAACCGGACCAAAUUCCCCCUGACCGGCGGCGCGGUUGCUCUCGUUGCGCAGGACGACUACUACAACAGCAAAAUCAGCAUCUCCUACUCGAACGAUCCAAAGACCAACACUGACUUCAGCACCCUCGUCGAGACUACCGACAUCAGCGAUCUCAACCCCGGCCACACCUGCGUCCAGAUUCCCGACGCGCCCUCGCGCGUCGUUGCCGGCUCCAAUGCCACACUGCAGAUUAUCUACAAGGCUGACUGGGACGCCCCUCACAACCAAACAUUUUAUGCCUGCGCCGACGUCACCUACGUUGUGGCCACCGAUUUCAAUUCCAAGAUUCCCUGCUUCAACGCCACCGAGCCCGGCGACGACGACAAAGCUGCGGCCAAUGGCGCCAACAAGCCGUCCUCGGGUGGCGCGAGCGGAUCGGACAGCUCGCCCAGCUCAGGCAGCUCCUCCAGCUCAGGCGGCUCAAAGAUGGGAGCUGGUGCUAUGGCUGGCGUCAUCGUCGGCUCACUUGUGGGCGCGUCCAUGCUCGCAGCCAGCCUCAUCCUGUACCGCCGCCGGCAGCAGAAGAAGCGCAGCCUGCGUCUUGCCCGCAUGGAAGAAAACGCCCGCCGGGGCCAAUACCCGUUGGACAAGGUCUCGUCCCAGAGCAGUGUAUAA